UAUGUUCACGACUCUCUGCAUAGCGCAUCGUUCUGCGGCCGCUGGAUCCCUGACUCGGACUUGUACAAUUUUGACGCCACAGGUCGUAUAGUCAGUAUGGACGGGAAUAUUCCAAAGCUUGGACUCUCAAAUAUUUUGCUGAUGUGCGUGAUUGGUGCUAUCACAAUUCGCGCGAUCUAUCAGCGAUGGAAGAAUCGGAAACUCUACGCAUUUAUGUCAUCAAUACCUGGACCUAUGUCUCUGCCAUUUAUUGGGGGGAUCUAUGUUUGUAUAGGAAUCUCAAGGAAUAAUUUAUUUAGAAAAUUGAAAACAUUCAAGAAGAAUUAUCCUGGUAUUAUUGCUGGGAUUUGGGAGCGAGGAAAACCCCACCUUAUUGUCAGCAGCCGAGAAGUGGUGAAUGCAGUCUUGGCCAGUUCUGAAAAUAUUGACAAAAUAUACCACUACCGUAACGUUAAAAUUGGCACAGCGACGAUGUUCUCUGCAUCAGGAACUGAGUGGCGUAUGAUACGUAAUAUCAUGAAUCCUAGCUUUCAAACUAAGCUCUUCCCGCUUUUCGACGAUCAUUUUUACAACCAUGUAAAAACCUUUGUGAGCAACCUAAAGGAACAUUUGAACGGUGACAAGUUCGAUAUAUUCACACCCAUUCAUUUGUGCACGAUAGACUUGAUUUGCGACAGCAUGGUGCGAAAUCGAAUAGGUGCUCAAGAAAACCGUUUAGUUCGUUUUUCUUACGUCAUGACACAAUUAUAUGAGAUGCUUUUCGAGAAAAUUUUUUCUCUUUUACUCUGGUCAGAUUGGAUCUACGCGCUUUCAGGAAAGAAAAAGUUAGUGAGGGCAUUACGGAAGGAACAAAACGACUAUCUCCAAAAGAUGAUGGAUCAGCGGAUUCGAGAAAGAGCAGAGCUGAAGGUAGCUGGGCAUUUAGAGACUUCGCAAAUCUACAUCGACAUUUUGUUGGAUAAAAUGGAUGCAGGGAUUCUAUCGAAACAACAUAUUAUCUCAGAGAUCAGCGAGAUUCUUGUCGCAGGUUCUUUCACCACGGCAAUAGUACUUUCCUGGGUUUUUAAGCUGCUAGCGGUAUAUCCUGACAUCCAGGAGAAAGCGUAUCAAGAAAUUAAGAAGAAUUGUUCGGGUGAAGAGGUGCGGCUGGACGAACUUCCCGAACUUGUUUACACGGAGAUGAUCAUCAAAGAGACGCUUCGGCAUUGCGGCGUUCCUCUGACAGGUCGUAAUCUCACGAAAGAUGUUCGAGUAAACGACAGUAUGACGAUUCCAGCAGGAAUUCAAUUGAUAAUGUCCGCUCAUGAUCUCCACCACGAUCCAGAAUAUUGGGAGAGACCUGGAGAGUUUUAUCCAGAGCAUUUUUCUCCGGCCAAUGAAAAAUCAAGACCAAAAGGCGCAUUCGUUCCGUUCAUGGGCGGAAAGCGAGUCUGCCCAGGGAGCAGAUAUGCAAUGAGGUCAAUGAGGUUCCUGGUAGCGAAUACUUUACUACGGUACAAAUUUUCAACUGAUGAGAACCCACCAAAAGAUAUCAGAGAUAUAGACUGUCGUUAUAUAUUCUUGCUCCUCCCUACAAACGGAUUUCUUGUCAAGAUGGAUAUCAGGUGAAAGGAGUUCAAUUAAAUCAACAAAGUGAAUUUUCAUUAAAAAAUAUUCGGUUUGAAUUAACCUGGAUCGGUACCAGAAUAAACCAGAAGAAUUAACUAUGAAACCCAUCUAUUUUUGAAUUGCGUUGCAAUAUGCGAGGUGUGCAGGUUUCAGCUUAAGAAGAGGAGUGGGUCCCCCUUCAAGAAAGAAAUGAAUUUCGAUAGUCAGUUUGUUUGAUAAUGUUUAAUUCCUGCAUUUUUGAAAACUAGAGGGUGCAAAAAGAUCACAGGAAUCCCCCCCCCCCCCCNGAUUUGUUAAAGAAUAUUAACACACAGUAAACGAGCUUAAAGUUCCGUAUUUUGGCUCCCAUUAAUUUAAACGCGCGUCGACGGAGAAGUUUAAAAAUUACUUGAUACAUUAUGUCAUUAGGUAUCAAAUGAAACAAUAAUGUAAAAUUUGUGAAUAAUAAAAGCAACUGUUUAUUUUCCUGUUUUGGCUAACAUUUA
This is a messenger RNA of Bemisia tabaci, 2093 nucleotides long. Its product is annotated as cytochrome P450 4V2. The record is from RefSeq and is a predicted model, not a curated record. Lineage: Eukaryota; Metazoa; Arthropoda; Insecta; Hemiptera; Aleyrodidae. Gene Ontology annotation, molecular function: oxidoreductase activity, acting on paired donors, with incorporation or reduction of molecular oxygen; heme binding; iron ion binding.